Messenger RNA from Penicillium cataractarum, 1218 nucleotides. RefSeq names its product protein kinase domain-containing protein. The record is from RefSeq and is a predicted model, not a curated record. Gene Ontology annotation, biological process: protein phosphorylation. NCBI's taxonomy places the organism in Eukaryota, Fungi, Ascomycota, Eurotiomycetes, Eurotiales, Aspergillaceae. The transcript has a single exon. Gene Ontology annotation, molecular function: ATP binding; protein kinase activity. The coding region runs from base 1 to 1218 and encodes 405 amino acids.
AUGACUCCUUCAAAUCCGCCAUUGCGCUUGUCGGUUACUACGGCGCAUGAUGAGAAGGACCUCACAUUACAGACUCCAACCUCGGGCUCGGCCUUGACGCCCCCGGUUACCCCGAUUGCAAAGGAAAUCGCCGACGCCGAACGGUCAAUUCCAAGUCCACUGGAGGAACCAUCCCCGGAACAAACAGCAGCGCAAGUAAAGCGAAACAUCAACACUCCUCUGCGCUUCACCGACGAAAUCGAAAUCUGUCGCGAUGGCGAGGACUGCCCCGUCGAGUUUGGUCGUGGCGCUUGGAGUAUAGUAUACAAGGCGCGCUCAACUCCAAACGUCACAACCACUCAUCUUCAUACUCCGCCCAGCUCACCGGUCACCACUAGCCGGGUACUAGCCGUGAAAGCACCAUUGCGCCGCGAUGCGCGCAAGGUAUUACAGAGCGAGGCACUAACGCUGACCCGACUCAACCUCACCCCGGGCUUUGAACGACACGUCGUCCCCUUCCACGGCUUUCUAUCCGACUCCGACGCACUGGUCAUGUCCGCCGUGCCCUUGUCAUUAUCAACAUACAUCGAAGACCAGGCUGAUCUACGAAAGCAACAGCCUUCAACGGCGACAAUGUUCGAUCCCGUUCAAGGACCGGAAGCUUGGCGCGACAUGGCGCGCAAAUUGAUAACGAGUCUUGCUUGGCUGCAUGAUACAGCGGGGAUUAUCCAUGGGGAUAUCAAGCCUCACAAUAUUCUCCUGCGUCCAAUUGCCACCGACGAACCUGGUCUCGAGGCAGGCGCUUUUCCCUACGAACCUCUUUUGGCGGAUUUCUCUUCCGCUUUUGAUAUCCCCUCAGACGCUACGCCAGCCCCGGAUGCAAAUCAAGCUGCCAUGUCAGCAUUCACGCCGCCAUUCACAGCACCGGAGUUACUCUCGCUCGCGUCGCUCAAGUCUGGUGACGUCGCGCCAACGCCCGCCUCGGAUGUCUUUUCCCUCGCGGCUACCCUUAUGGCUGCUGCGACGGGUGAUCUCCUUCUCUACCCGGGCUCGAAUAAUAUGCAGCGUCUGGCCAUGGCUCGUGACGGCCAUCGAAUCCUGGACUUUACUCGCGCUGGUUCGAAUGGCUGCCGCGUGCCGCGGAAUGGCUUCGUUGAGAAGCUUGUUCAACCGGCUGUUUUCAAGGAUCCGGCGCAGCGAAUUUCGACCCGCGACUGGGUGGCUUUGGCUUCUUCGUGA